Molecule: messenger RNA, 1291 nt
Organism: Sphaeramia orbicularis (orbiculate cardinalfish)
Lineage: Eukaryota; Metazoa; Chordata; Actinopteri; Kurtiformes; Apogonidae
Exons: 5
Coding region: 11-1036 (341 amino acids)
Biological process (GO): response to bacterium
Source: RefSeq, a predicted model, not a curated record
UUUGAACAGGAUGGCAUCUCAGAUCGUUGUGUUUUAUCUGACAUGUCUGUUCACGGGGAAAAUGGCUCAGGUGACUGAUCUGCGACAGUCCUCAUCAGAUCGUCAAAAAAGUGGAUUAAUUUCAGCAAAUAUAGGCGACAGUGUAUCUUUACAAUGUUUUUUUCUGUCUGGAGGAUGGCUUCACUGGUAUAAGCAAACUGUAGGACAGAUGCCACGACUUAUAUCUACCUUCUAUUCCUACGAUCCAGCUGGUGUUUUUGACAGUGAAUUCCAGAACAACCCACGCUUCACACUGGACACUACAAAAGAACACUGCCACUUGAACAUCUCAGAUUUACGUGUUUCAGACUCAGCUACCUACUUCUGCAUAAAUAGUCAAUCAAGCAAAGUUACAUUCUUGGAGAGCAUUACUGUUAAUGUAAAGGCUUCAGAUUUUAACAUCCAGACUUCGGUCCAUCAGUCUGAAUCUGAGAGCGUCCAUCCAGGAGACUCUGUGACUCUGAACUGUACGGUUCAUACUGGGACCUGUGAUGGAGAACACAGUGUUUACUGGUUCAAAAAGUCUGAAGACCCUCAACCAGGAAUCAUCUACACCCACGGAGGCACAAAUGACCAGUGUGAGAAGAAAAAUGACACUCAAACCCACACCUGUGUGUACAACCUGCCCAUUCUGGAUGUGGAUUAUCCUCAUGCUGGGACCUACUACUGUGCUGUUGUCUCAUGUGGACAUGUACUGUUUGGAAACGGGACCACACUGAACUUUAAGUGUGAUGCAGUCUCCGUGUAUUACUGGAGUGGAGCUGUGGUGUUCGCCGUCCUGAUAAUUUUACUGGGUUUUUUACUGUACAAGAUGAAAAAGAGGAGCGUCUCAGAGUCAGAAGAGUCUCAAGCAAGAUUGUCAGCUCCUUCUACAACAAACAUAGAGGAUGUGGAAAGCCCCCACUAUGCUGCUUUGACUAUAAACGUCCCCAAUACAUCUCGACGACAAAGGAACAACGCCAAGAAUGAAUGCAUGUACUCCACUGUGAAGAUGUAGAAUGGCUCUAAAAUCAGAUUAUUAUACUUUUCAUUCUUUCUGACAAACCAGAGAACCAUCUGCUGUGGGCGACUCUUCUUAUUAAGAUGGAGGACUGAAUUUCUUUCACAGUUUAUCUGUAUAUAUGAUUAUAUACUGUGUAGAUGUGACGUAUACAGUCACAGAAAAAAUAUCAGACCAUCAAAAUUCAUCAAAAACAAUGGUUAUGCAAACAAGGACUAACUCCUGUGUGUAUCGUGACUAAAACAGACAGAA